GAAUAAAGUUUGUUUAUUCAAAGCAAAGCGUGCUGUAUAUUUGUGGGCGGGGAGGAGGCGGGGUUUGAUGGCUCGGCUGUGAUGACGUGUUUCCUAGUCACUGCCUUUUACUCCUCCCCUUUUCUUCAGGGUACUCGCAUUACUUCCUGUGGCUGCGGGAUAACUUGUAGGAGCUGAGGCCAGACACCUAGGAAUUGUGAUGGAGGAGCUUCCGCCCCGGUUGACGCCUGAAGAGGAAGGAUCUUUUCAGUAUCUUAGAAUUAAAGACCAAACACCACCGAUCCUAACUAAGGCUAUCGAUGCAUUGCAUCGACAUAAAAAUGAGUUCUUUGAGAAGCAUGGAGAGGAAGGCACUGAAGCAGAAAAGAAAGCUAUCUCUCUUCUUUCUAAGUUACGAAAUGAACUACAAACUGAUAAACCAUUUUUGCCUUUGACUGAUAACUCUGUUGAUACUGAUAUAUGGAACCAGUACCUGGAAUAUCACCAUAGUCUUUUAAAUGAAAAUUAUAAAAAAACAAGCUGGUUUCAGUCUCCUUGGUUGUAUGUAGAGUGUUACAUGUACCGUAGAGUUCAUGAAGCCUUAAUGUUAAGUUCACCAAUAAGUUACUUUGAUGUAUUUAAAGAAGCAAAAGACCAGAAUUUCUUUGAAUCACAGGAAGCUAUUAAAUCUUUAUGUAAUUACCUACAAGAGUUAAAAAAAAGGAUUGAAAACCUAGAUGAAAAUCAACUGAAAGAUGAGUUUUUUAAACUCUUGCAGAUUGUGUUAUGGGGAAAUAAGUGUGAUCUGGCAAUUUCACCUGAUGAGAGCAACCCUCAGACAUCUAGUCCACUAGCUACUUUGGAAGAUCUGAAACCUUUCAUUGUAGUGAAUAAUAUGGACUACCUUUGGUUACUCCUUAUAAACAGAAAGAAAAUGAGACAGGAGACAUUUUCUGCUACUAGAGUGAAUUUUAUCAUGGAUAAUGCAGGGUUUGAACUUGUUGCAGAUUUGGUAAUGGCAGACUUCCUGUUAGCAUCCAAGCUGGCUACUGAGAUCCACUUCCAUGGAAAACGUAUUCCCUGGUUUGUUUCAGAUACUAAUAAAAAGGACAUGGAUUGGGUGAUUGAACAAUUAAAAGCUGCUAAUAUUAAGUGCAUGUCUGAGUGUGGGAUUAACUGGGAGUACUAUCUUAAGCAUACAUGGAUUUAUGAAGAUCAUAUGUUUUGGACUCUGCCUCAUGAGUAUUGUGCUAUGCCUCAGGUUGCUCCUGACUUGUAUGCCGAACUACAGAAGUCACAUUUAAUUCUUUUCAAAGGUGAUUUGAACUAUAGGAAAUUAGUAGGAGACAGAAAAUGGGAGCUUACGGUUCCAUUUCAUCAGGCUUUGAAUGGCUUCCACCCUGCACCCCUCUGUAGCAUAAGAACAAUAAAAACUGAAGCUCUGGUUGGUCUGGCACCUGGGCAAGGGGAACAGGUUGCGGUUAUUGAUCCUCAGUGGAGGACCAGUGGAAGAUUUGGUAUGUUUCAAUUUGAUGGGGCAAUUGAUUUGGCCUAGGGGCUUUUUAAAUCUUUAAAGAGAAGCUUUAACAUAGCUCAUUUCCUCCACAGAAAAGUAAUUUUGAAAUUUAAUUACUUUGAGGGUUUUGGGUUACUUUUUGAAAGUUUACCCUUUCGGUAUCAGUUGUCCUUAAUUAUGUACUGAUGUUGCUGAUUAAGGGUCUUUAGGUUCAGCUGCCUUUGGGAGUCUUAAAGACAUUUCAUUUCUUAUUAUUCAUUGGAGUUUUAUUUCUAUCAUCCAACAUUUCAAGUAGUUCAAAGAAGCUACUGAGAUAAAUGUAAAAAGUGUAUCUAUAAUUAAUUAUACUUGUAUUUCUAUUUAUUUUUUGCCAUUUAAAAGUAUAGUAAGCUACAUGAUAUAUAGUAUUUUGGGAAAUAUUAAAAUUAUUUUAACUUAAUUUUGUAUUGCUGCAACACAAGUCUGGUGGCAUAAAUUCUAAUUUAUCUGCCGUUAGGACAAAUUGCUUUUAAAACUGUGUGAUGUUUGAACCAUAGGGAAGUAGAAAAUUAACUUGAUGGCGUUAAUAAAUUCAGGAAUUGUCUUUUGUACUUGAAUUUCUUAAUGAUAGUAGCCUGCAUUCAUAGGCAUUCUGCAUUCCUAUAUAUAUAUUUACUUUUUUGAAUGGUUUGUUAAAUUGCAAAAAACAAGAAGAAAUUAGACUGGAAUGAUAUACAUUAUUGAAGAAUGAGAUAUCUCUUUCAUGCUUAGGAAUUUUAUCCAAAGAAAAUAAAAGGUAGUUUGAUCAAAUUGGCUUUAGAAAUGAACAAAUUCUUGUUUUGGAAUUUUAAGUACUACCUGCUUGAGAGAAUUUAGGUUAUUAUAGACUUUAGUCCCUGACUGAAAGGCACUUAUUUUCAUACUUUGAAUUUGGAAGGAUGUCUUUUCACCAUGGAUCAGCUUUGAACCUGAGUGAUUUUAAAAAGUAUAACUACUUUGCCACCUUGGUUUGAAAAAAUAUAUAACUGAAUAUGUUUUCUGGGGCUUUGCCAAUAAAAUAAAGUACAUUAAAAUUCCAUUUGGUUUUGUUUUCCAUUCCGGAGUUAAAAAUAGACAAUUAAAAGACCAGUUAGUACAAUUAACCAAUGCAUCAGUAACACAAAAGCAAUUUACAUAAGAGAUUGUUUAUCUUCCUUUCUUCCUCCUUAGCCGAAAAAAAAAAAAGCUUGGUAGUGACAAUGUAUAUGUAAAAUACUAGCUAAUUUAUUUACUUCUAUUUAUAGUUACAUUCAUGGAUGAUUCUUUUCAAAGAUAAAUUAUUCUGCUAUCCAAACAAAUAUAAGGUUUUUAACAGUAUAGUGUAAAAGGAUAAAAACAUUUGCAUGGACUGCUCAACUAUAGUGCAGCCUCUUGUGUAGAUAGUACAUUUUGUUAGAGAAUAAACAAAACAAUAGAUAUUAACAGGUACAUCAACCACAAAGAGCUUGAAAACUGUGAAGUUAUUUUUCACUUCACAAAUUUUUCAAUUCAAGUUUUCUAAGUUUCCCAGUUUUUAAAUAUGUGGUUAACUUGCUGUAAUAAAAUUUGCAUUUGAAAAAAA
This is a messenger RNA of Trichosurus vulpecula (common brushtail), 3074 nucleotides long. RefSeq names its product damage-control phosphatase ARMT1-like. The record is from RefSeq and is a predicted model, not a curated record. Lineage: Eukaryota; Metazoa; Chordata; Mammalia; Diprotodontia; Phalangeridae. Bases 200 to 1534 code for a protein of 444 amino acids. The transcript has 5 exons. Gene Ontology annotation, molecular function: phosphatase activity. Gene Ontology annotation, biological process: DNA damage response. Gene Ontology annotation, cellular component: nucleus; cytoplasm.